AAGAGUUCCCAUCAACAACAGCAAUAACUUCAACACCAGCAACCGUUAUUACCAUAUAUACGCCACUAUAUACAAAUAAUUUAAGUGAAUCCAAAAAUAAAAAUGAAGCAGAAGAAACUAUAAAGCAGUGUUAA
Funneliformis caledonium is the source of this 134-nucleotide messenger RNA. The record is from the annotation of a GenBank genome assembly. NCBI's taxonomy places the organism in Eukaryota, Fungi, Glomeromycota, Glomeromycetes, Glomerales, Glomeraceae.